AGGUCAUAGUUCGUGUGAGUGGUGAAGGCUAACCUAACCUAACGGUCGGAGGGGAGCAAUGAAGCUGUGUAACAACCAUUAGCUAAAUCGUGAAUAGGCCACCGUUAAUCAGAGCAGUAACGUGCAUUUAUCUUUUUAGCUUCAGAAUAAUAUGGCUAUGGAAGCGGAGAGCCAAAAGAGCGGGGGCAGUUCCUCCCUAAGUGAUGUGCUACUUCCAGAUGAUUAUGCUGACAGCCUGACAGACCACAGCACCACCUUUGGCAACGUGAUCCCUAACAGGAUUUUUGUUGGGGGACUUGACUACAGGGUCAAUGAGCGUGACCUGCGGCACAUUUUUUCUCAACACGGCACAGUGAAAGAGGUGAAGAUUGUCUUAGAUCAUUCAGGAGUGUCGAGGGGAUAUGGGUUUGUUACAUUUGAAACCCAAGAAGAUGCUCUGAAAAUCAUCAACAAUACUAAUGGAGUCACUUUCAAAGACAAGAAACUCAGUGUUGGUCCGGCUUUUCGAAAGCAUCAACCUUCAAGUCAAACAAAGAGCACCUCUACAGCCAGCCUUGAACCUGCCAUGUCUCAGCAAACAUCCUAUGGGACCUUCUACCUGACCACAUCCACAGGCUCUCCCUACACUUACCAUAAUGGAGUUGCCUACUUCCACUGCUCCAACAUAAAUACUCCUUCCUACCAGUGGCUUCCGCCAUCUUCGCCAAUGGGCCCCCAUCCUUAUCAGCCUGUGUAUGAGCAACUAUCCAGUCACCACUACCAGUGCAUGCCAAACCAGUAUCAGUGGAAUACACCCCAGUGGCAGAUGCCAUCCUAUGCAGUCUUGUACCCCCAGCAGUCACAAUAUGUUUACCUGCCUGCUGAUGGAGUUUCUGUUCAGCCACCUGUGUUGUUCAUGGAGGACUCCACAGUGGAGUUUCUUGAGCCAACAGUGCAGCAUGUUUACCCAGUGUAUCCUCAGAGAGCAGAAGAAAUGGCACCUGCUGUUCUGCAGCAUGACCCUGGAAAGAAUCUAAAGUUUUCACCCUCGUGGGUCCAUCACAAGCCAAGACACCGCCGCCACAUCCACCACAAGGAAUACCACCAUCUGCCAGAAUCAAUAGAGCCUCCAGACGCCUCCAUGUUUCACACUCCCCAAAUGUCAAAUGUAGGCUAAAUCCACCGAGGGCUUUACAAGAGAAACGAGUUACACAUCUAAUUUUAGUCACUUCCUUUUUGCCCUAUGGGUAGCUGAUAAACCUCAGCCUUACAACACAAUAAAGGUAAGCUUUCAUCUAGUUGUGCAGUCAGAUGACUGAGAUUUACUGUUACAGUGGGGUUCUUUUCUUACGCUGUAUUGUUUGUUGUUGUUUUUUUGUUUUUUUACAUUUAGGCACAAAUAGUAGCAGUGGUGAAGUAUCCCAGUAACAAGUAUUUACUUUAGUGUGAAAACACAUAAGUAUUCAUAGCAUAUCUUGACUUGAUCAAAAUAAAAGCUGAAGAUGUUCAUGUGCAGUAAUAAGUUGUACCCUCAAGAUUACAGUCAUUACAGUCCAGUCAUGACCUUCAUGGACUGAAAUUUGGACUUCAACUUAAAUAUGAAUUAUAUCAAAUCUAACAGUCAAUUUUAUAGUAAUUUGUUCAAUUCCAGCUAUUUGUGCUUAGUCAUUUAAAAUAGACAAAUUAGUUUUUAUACAUUUAAAAUUGUCUGUGUGGUUUUAUGACGUUGCUGAUCGUCUUUGUUCAUUUUCUUUGCUUUUGUUCUGUAUUUUGCUUGAGGUUUUCAAGCUUAAAGCAAACUGUAAAACUGAGAAAUAAUAAAAAAAAUAGCUCUGUAAUGUCACAUGACCACCAAAGCUUGUUUUGUUCUCACAUAAUUUUAAGUUCUUCAGUGGUAAUAAAUGUUUCCUGUGGUGUA
This is a messenger RNA of Maylandia zebra (zebra mbuna), 1897 nucleotides long. RefSeq names its product protein boule-like. NCBI's taxonomy places the organism in Eukaryota, Metazoa, Chordata, Actinopteri, Cichliformes, Cichlidae. Gene Ontology annotation, molecular function: mRNA 3'-UTR binding; translation activator activity. Gene Ontology annotation, cellular component: cytoplasm. The record is from RefSeq and is a predicted model, not a curated record. Gene Ontology annotation, biological process: positive regulation of translational initiation; 3'-UTR-mediated mRNA stabilization.